AUGGAGGCCCGAGCGCUCUGGCUGCUGGCCGUGGUCCUGGCCGGGGCGCUUUGCAGCUCCACUGGGGAAUUUGUCGGCCUGUCGGACAACCAGUGUGCUGUGCCCGCCAAGGACAGAGUGGACUGCGGCUACCCCGAGGUCACCUCUGAGCAGUGCAACAGCAGAGGAUGUUGCUUUGACUCCAGCAUCCCCAGGGUGCCCUGGUGCUUCAAGCCGCUCCAAGAGACAGAGUGCACUUUUUGAAGUUCUGCCCGCUGACCAUGGACACCUUCAGAUGUGAACAUCCUCCCUGGGAGCGCUCUGCGCCCCCCCUUCCCUCCAGGGUGUCCUGGGUCCCCAACCCCCUGUUCCUGCUUCACCCUCGGGAGCCCCG
Echinops telfairi (small Madagascar hedgehog) is the source of this 373-nucleotide messenger RNA. It is a transcript of the gene TFF3, whose product is annotated as trefoil factor 3. The record is from RefSeq and is a predicted model, not a curated record. The transcript is spliced from 3 exons. Bases 1 to 243 code for a protein of 80 amino acids. Lineage: Eukaryota; Metazoa; Chordata; Mammalia; Afrosoricida; Tenrecidae. Gene Ontology annotation, biological process: maintenance of gastrointestinal epithelium.